Copidosoma floridanum is the source of this 1561-nucleotide messenger RNA. RefSeq names its product ras-like protein family member 10B. The record is from RefSeq and is a predicted model, not a curated record. Lineage: Eukaryota; Metazoa; Arthropoda; Insecta; Hymenoptera; Encyrtidae. Gene Ontology annotation, molecular function: GTP binding; GTPase activity.
AUGCACGCUAGAAGACAAGAGAAGCGACGAAGCGAAACAGCAACAAAAACGAGCGAGCUGGAGAGCGGCUUAUCGACAACAACAAAAACAGCAGCCCACACUACGAGCGACUCAGCGUUGCUCUUGUUCGCGUUGUCGCUGAUCGCCCGGGCCGAUGAGCAAUUGAAUGGACGCUGGAUGGACGAGGAGCAGUCCGGCGGCAGCGUCGAGAAGAGCAGCUGUAGCGGCAGUAGCAACGACACACCGACUACGGCUACACUCAGCUGGACGACCCUCAACCCCAGCAGGACUCUUUUGGAGCUAGACCUCGAUUACUUGGAGCGGCGUGGCGUUGGCGACGACGGACUCGAAUCCGAGGCAGCGAGCGGCCCAGCGAGCAAAGACGAGGACAGUCCAGCCGACACCCUCGAGCGCGUCAAGGUCAUAUUCCUCGGCGCAUCCGGGGUCGGCAAAACCAGCAUCAUUCGGCAAUUUGUUUGGAACGAAUUUUCGGAGGAGUACAGGCCAACCGAGGGCCGCGAGACUUACUACCCGAGCGUCGUGUUGGCCGAGCGGAUGUACGAGCUCAAGAUCACGGAUUUGCCGACGAUACCCUACUUCCCGAUCAAUUCGCACCUCGAAUGGACCGACUUUCGUUACUACGGCCUGCGCAGCGCCACCGCCUACGUACUCGUCUUUGACCUCAGCAAUCAGGACACGUUUCAGUACAUAAGGACACUUCGGGAGCAGAUCUACGAGGCGCGCGACAUGCGAGGCGUGCCCCUCAUGGUGGUCGGGAACAAGCAGGACAAACUGUCGACAACCUCGACGACAACUCCCACGGCACGGCAUCGCGACAUCAUCAACCUUGUGCGGAAGCACUGGCGCUGCGGCUACGUCGAAUGCAGCGCCCGGUACAAUUAUCACGUGGUACAGGUGUUUCGCGAGCUGAUGAAGAGCAUCCAGUCACUGGAGGGCAAGGUCCCGUCACCAACGGCGAGCGGCUCCUUGCGCCACCAGUCCUGCGACAGCGGGUCCGCCGGAGCCGCCGGCAACGAAGCCACUGGUGGAUCAGAAAAAUGCGUUCUUCUCUGACAGUAGAUGAAAGAGCCGCUGCCGUCCGUCUGUCCCUCUUUCCGGCCUUUAACUCAAGAAUAAGAGGGUACACGGUGGACACGAGGGAUAACGCGAGUCGAGCACCCGAUGCCAGACCAAUGGUGGAUUUGUCUCGUUACUCUCGUUCUCCUGUGUCGUCGAUGCGUCCACGAGCCCUGGUCUUGGGGGCGGAUCGGGCACUCGAGAGCGCGCCAGAGAAGAGCAAAGGGAUUGCACGUGGGAUCAUAUUUUCAAAGGUGUUUUUAGGGGUUGCAAACACUUGGCCUGGAUCAGCUCGAUUUUUUGGUGCACAAGCGUGGGCGGUGCAGGCGAUCAUUCUCGAUCGAGGCGGUACACACGUAUUGCGUACCUUGUUGGGACUCAACGGGAGAGUUAACACUUGUAACACGGCCUAACACAGCCCAAUGUGCCCCAAAUGUGGCGGACAGCUGCUCGAGCAAUAGAUAAUAUAUUUGUAUUCAAGCGA